AUGCGUUCUCUUAUUGCUGUUUCUCUGUUGGCUCUAAUCGUGGCAGUGAUUUCAGCGCCAACCCAAAACAAAAAUAUUCGUCGUAGACAAACUAAUCUAGGUCAACAACCACCACCACCACCAAAGGGUCCACUACCAAGUGGUUCUUCAUCAAGUCGUCCUCCAUCAAGUGGUGGUUCUCCACCAAGUGGUUCUCCACCAAGUGGUUCCCCUCCAAGUGGUUCUCCACCAAGUGGUCCUCCACCAAGUGGUCCUCCGCCAAGUGGUCCUCCACCAAGUGGUCCUCCACCAAGUGGUCCUCCACCAAGCAGCUCUUCACGUGCUCCAUCUUGA
This is a messenger RNA of Rotaria sp. Silwood1, 333 nucleotides long. The record is from the annotation of a GenBank genome assembly. Lineage: Eukaryota; Metazoa; Rotifera; Eurotatoria; Philodinida; Philodinidae.